Molecule: messenger RNA, 303 nt
Organism: Prunus armeniaca (apricot)
Lineage: Eukaryota; Viridiplantae; Streptophyta; Magnoliopsida; Rosales; Rosaceae
Source: the annotation of a GenBank genome assembly
AUGCCAGAGAUAAGGGAGCAUUUGUAUUUCAAUGGGGUUGACCAAACCUAUAAGGAUUGGAUAUGCCAACCUACUGAAUCAAAUGGAAGUGAAAGUGUAAAUCAAGAACCAUAUCUUGAACGUGAUGUAGUGGAUGAGACAAUUGAUAUGUGCGAAGGUGCACAUGAACACUUUACUGAAAACCUGAGCAAAUUUGGGAAGUUUGUGGAAGAAGCAGAAAACCUCCUUAUCCUGGGUGUCAUAAGCACACCAAGUUGUCGGGAUUGGUUAAGUUGUACAAUCUUAAAACAAGGCAUGGCAUGA